AUGUUUGCUUUUGUGUCCAUUCUCCAAGUCCCGAUUUUGUUCCCCUCCAAUCCCGCUGCUGCCCCCGCCGCGCCCACUGUCGCCCUGCCAUCGCCGGCGUGCCAAUCCUACUCCGUCAUUGUUCCUGCUCUCCGCAAGUCCAUAAACCCUAAUUCCUCGCAUCGUAUUGCUCCUCUUAUCCUGCCCAUGGCUCUUGCACUUGGCAAACUGACCAUCAUAGUUGGUGCAGGCCUUGUAGGAUCAGUUCUUGCUAAAGAAGGCAGGAUAUCUAAUGUUUCUGAUUUUUUCUCUGGUGCACUUAAGAUUGUUUUCAAGCAACUCAAACAAGAUGAUUCAGCUGCUUCGAGUUCCAAACCAAGGAAUGAUCUUUUGGUGCAACAGGUUAACAGUAUUCGUCAGGAACUGCAACUUCUGGCAUCAAAUAGAUCUGUUACGAUUGUCACUGGAGACCGAUCAGCAUCUGGCAAAUAUGGUGUGCUUGUUAUUGUUGUAGGUGUUGGAUAUGGUUACAUUUGGUGGAAGGGCUGGAGACUUUCUGAUAUGAUGUUUGCAACAAGGCGUGGCUUAAAUGAUGCUUGUUCAUCUGUGGCAAAACAGCUCGAGAAUGCCACAAGGAAGCACUUGUCCUCGAGGAUUGACCGUGUAGAUUGUAAAAUUGACGAGUGCGCUGAUAAUACAGCUGCUACAAAAGAGGAGGUAUCUGAACUACGAGGUGAUGUGAAACUAAUAGGUUCUGAUGUGCAAUCUGUUCAAUAUGUCGAAACUAAAAUUAGCAGGAUUGAAGGAAGACAGAAUGAAAUGAACUUUGGAGUUGGUAAGCUGGUUACAUUCGUUAGGAAUCUCGAAAAUAGCAGAAGCACAGAACAGAUUGAGGGAACAGCAUCAAGUUCUGCUAGGCCUGCUCUUGAAUUGCCACAAGUAUCUCCUCUAAGGGCAGUGUCUUUGCCCCCGGACAUGUUACUCGAGCCACCAUCACCUUCUAACAAGGCUAAUGGAUCUUCUCGAAACAAACUCUCGCCUUCAAAUUCAUCAAAGGGUAAAGUUUCACCAUCAGGCCUGAAGGAUGUCGGGAUUUCAAGCCUAAACGGCCAACUUCUUUCUCCUAACGGGAGUCACGCUUCUGAAGAAACAAAAACUGACACAAAACCUGACAACUCGUCUGCUGGCGUGUUCGGGAGAACAUUCUCUGGAAUUAGUGCAUCCUUUCUCACGAGGAGCCGCAGUGCAAUGCAAUCGUUUAAGUAG
Striga asiatica is the source of this 1245-nucleotide messenger RNA. NCBI's taxonomy places the organism in Eukaryota, Viridiplantae, Streptophyta, Magnoliopsida, Lamiales, Orobanchaceae. The record is from the annotation of a GenBank genome assembly.